Molecule: messenger RNA, 3866 nt
Organism: Arvicanthis niloticus (Nile rat)
Lineage: Eukaryota; Metazoa; Chordata; Mammalia; Rodentia; Muridae
Source: RefSeq, a predicted model, not a curated record
AACCACAGCUGCCUCCGCCCGCCUCGGGCCCGGAGGACGUUUGCCGCCCCGGCGACGUCAGCGCGUCCGGCGUUGCUUGGCUACCCCGCCGUUCCCCUGUCCCGCUGCCUUUGGUCUCCCCGGGUGAAACUGACGCAGUCACCGCGGGUCUGGGCUGCGACUCGGCAGCGGGCAUCCCCACCUUCACGUCACACCUCUCCCCCACUUAGACACGCAUUCGUUCCUCCCUGCCAACCACGACGUAUGCCCCCUCACGCUGGUCCUCAUGCUCCCGAUGUGGCAGGAGAAGAUGGAGACCGGGUGGGACAGAGUUGUGGCCAGUGCUUAAGAGAGGCUCCUGAGUUGGUACCCAACAGUGAUAAAAGGCAAAACGUGGACGUCUCUGACGUUAUUACUUCCACUGAGAUAGAGUAAUGGAGAGAGAGGAAGGACCAAGCCAGAGGAGCACAAGGCCAUAUUAUGGCUGCCCUCUACAUCACCACCACACCACCCCCAGCUCCAAAUCCUCCCCGUUCUUCACUAACCUUGAGCCCAUUUCUCUCUCAGACCAUUUAUUUGCUAGCUAGAUACAUGCCGGUCUCUUAAGUGUGAAUAUGAUUCAAUUUUAGGUGAGGAUGCCACUUAAUAUCUAUAAGAUUGGGGAGGAGGCUGAGUCACUAGUCAAAACUGGACUAUGGGCAGAGAAGAAAUCAUCCAACUGAACUUAUCUGGAUCAAUUUCUUUUCUCCAUUGAAAGGGGAUAAGUUACCAACUCCUACUUAAAACUCUUCUAUUUGUACCACCACUAUACAGAAAUAAUCAUUAUUGCCACAGUUCAUUACAUGGCCACUUUCAUGUCAAUGGGUAGACCUAUCAGAUUUCCAUCCUUUUUUGGGGCCCCUUGUGGGGCAGAACUGAAGUAGGGGUUAUGGGACCAGAUAUAUUAACUUACGAAUUAGCAUUUUUAAGGAUGGAGUGUGGACCAGCUAUGUAGCUAAGAGCACUUUGGUUGUCUCUUCCCAUUCACUUAUUCAUUUAUUGAGACCAAGUGGUUAUAUGUAAUUUAGGCUGGCCUCAAGCUUGCUGUAUAAUUAAGGCUGGCCUCGAACUCCUGAGGCUCUUGCCUUUGCCUCCUCAGUACUGGGAUUAUAAGCAUGUGCCACCUUUUAUGAACCAUGCCUGGCUAAUUUCCUUCCUAAUCACUCCACUGAAUAUCUAAGGAGUUAUCAGUAGUGACUUUAAAAGACUGAAGUCACCACCGAAUGUUGAGAAUGGAUCUGCCAGCAGCUCUCUUCAAAAAGCUGUUGCCCUCCACUCAGUGGUACUCUCUUAGAGCUGAUAAGUAUCUGUUGUUGUGCAGCCAUUCCAGCUGCACACAAAUAGAAAUGAGGUGAGUGACAGUAACAUCUUCUCCAAGAAGAGAAGUUUGGGCAAGUUUGAUGACAGGCAGAACUAUCUCACGUUUCCCUGAAAAAGUGUGUUGCUGUAGUGUAACUCACAAAGAGGAGCAGCAGACAGUCAAGGUUAGAGUCUACAAUAAAGCUUCUAUGAUGUUAUAAGAAGUAGUUUGGGGUCCUUUGAUAUGGAGACAGUGCUUAUGUAUGAAAUUCUUUAAAGAUAAUAUUGAGUUCUAGGGCCAAUAGCCAUUAGAAAAAGAACCUGAAAAAUAUUUUGUUUAACAAGAUCUUAUUCUACAGCCCAGGCUAGCCUCAUCCUUGUAUUGAUCCUCCUGACUCACAGUGAGCUACCAUGCCCAGCUAAAAUCUUAAUACUUUGGCUUAUGUCAUGGCCUAUGUGACAUAUCUCAUUUCCCCAUGGUUCUCUCCCUCUAGAAAUAAAAUCUCUGUAAUUCAAGCUAACCUAGAACUCAUUGGGUAGCCCAGGUCAGCCUUCAUCUGUUGACAGUCCCCCUGCCUUGACCUCAAAAAUGCUGAGGAUAUGGGUUUGAGUCAUCACAUCAGGCUCCCUUUCAUUGCUGGUAAUGGUAAUGAGAAAGCAGAGGUAAAGAGAUUCCUGGCACUCCUGAUCUUUGCUGACUCAAAAAAAAAAAAAAAAAAAAAUGUGAUGGGGAGAAGUCACAAACACUGUACAUAGACCAACAGGUGAAAGGUGGAGAUGGGAGAACACCAAGAAGGGACUAGAUCUAGACAGAUGCCUUACUGGGAGCUAAUGUCAGGAAACAAAGUAACCCUCCAACUAACAAACACUUCUCUUUUCUCUCUCCCUGCCUCCAAGUUAUAAUGGCAGAAACAAGUCUGCUAGAGGCUGGAGCCUCUGCAGCCUCCACAGCUGCUGCUCUGGAGAACCUGCAGGUGGAGGCAAGCUGCUCUGUGUGCCUGGAGUAUCUGAAGGAGCCGGUUAUCAUUGAAUGUGGGCACAACUUCUGCAAAGCGUGCAUUACCCGCUGGUGGGAGGACCUAGAGCGGGACUUUCCUUGCCCUGUCUGUCGGAAGACAUCCCGAUACCGGAGUCUCCGGCCUAACCGACAGCUAGGCAGUAUGGUGGAAAUUGCCAAGCAGCUCCAGACCGUCAAACGGAAGAUCAGAGAUGAAAGCCUCUGCUCCCAGCACCAUGAACCCCUUAGCCUUUUCUGCUAUGAAGACCAGGAGGCUGUCUGUCUGAUAUGUGCAAUUUCUCAUACCCACCGGCCCCAUACCGUCGUACCAAUGGAUGAUGCUACACAGGAAUACAAGGAGAAACUUCAGAAGUGCCUGGAGCCCCUGGAACAGAAGCUGCAGGAGAUCACCUGCUGCAAAGCCUCUGAAGAAAAGAAACCAGGGGAGCUCAAGAGACUGGUGGAGAGCCGCCGGCAGCAGAUCUUAAAGGAGUUUGAGGAGCUGCACAGGCGACUGGAUGAAGAGCAGCAGACGCUGCUCUCACGGCUGGAGGAGGAAGAGCAGGACAUUCUGCAGAGACUUCGAGAAAAUGCGGCUCACCUUGGGGACAGGCGCCGGGACCUUGCCCACUUAGCUGCUGAGGUGGAGGGCAAGUGCUUACAGUCAGGCUUCGAGAUGCUUAAGGAUGUGAAAAGUACCUUAGAAAAAUGUGAGAAGGUAAAGACCAUGGAGGUGACUUCCGUCUCUAUAGAGCUGGAGAAGAACUUCAGCAGUUUUCCCCGGCAGUACUUCGCCCUAAGGAAAAUCCUUAAACAGCUAAUUGCUCCACUCUGGCUUCUUCCGCCAGCGGAUGUGACCCUGGACCCUGAGACGGCUCAUCCUAACCUUGUCCUAUCAGAGGAUCGGAAAAGUGUCAAGUUUGUGGAGACAAGACUCCGAGACCUCCCGGACACACCACAGCGUUUCACUUUCUACCCUUGUGUCUUAGCUACUGAAGGCUUCACCUCAGGUCGACACUACUGGGAGGUGGAGGUGGGUGACAAGACCCACUGGGCAGUAGGAGUUUGCCGGGACUCUGUGAGCAGAAAGGGCGAGCUGACUCCACUCCCUGAGACUGGCUACUGGCGCGUGCGGCUGUGGAAUGGGGACAAGUAUGCAGCCACCACCACGCCUUUUACCCCUUUGCACAUCAAGGUGAAACCUAAGCGGGUAGGCAUAUUCCUAGACUAUGAGGCUGGCACACUGUCUUUUUACAACGUCACAGACCGUUCACAUAUCUACACCUUCACUGAUACUUUUACUGAAAAACUUUGGCCCCUCUUCUACCCAGGUCACGUGAUGCAUGCCAAACCAAACAACCUGGAUUAUCUGCUGCCUGGGUAAUCUUCACACAAGACUGAGACAAGAGACUGCAUUGAGGGCACUCAGCUCCUCCUACCACCUCAACAGGACUUUGUCCGCUCUCCUCUUACCUUUGUGCCUUGACUGUGGUUCUUUGUGGCAAGAUAAUUUGGUUGGUGAAAAUAUGGAACAAAGGAUCCACUAAUGUGA